AUGUGGAGCAGCAUCAACGCUCUGAAGCAGCAGGAGAUCUGGCUGUCCAAGGCGUCACGAAUGGGCCAGUCCGACUUCGUACGCCAGGUUGGCGGCCGGCGUUUGCCACAACUGGGGUCCGUGCACACCACUCCGGCCUUGGAGGGGGCAGAGGCGCGGCAGGUGCGCAACUUUGAGAGGCCGAUCACCAAGGCAAGGUGGAUGACGACGGAGCCAUUCUAUCUGUCUGUCCCGUCGGACAAGGUUGUGCCGACCACAGGGCAAUGGGUCAAGGUCAAGUCGAAGCUGCAAGCGGCGGCCAAGCUCGCCGCCAGCUCCACCGCGCUCAAGAGCCGAGUAGACGCCGACUCUCGCCUGGCAGCAACCGCGCUCUUUGGCGCUUUGCCAUCGCCACCUCGAGUCCUUGCGGACUGA
Messenger RNA from Emiliania huxleyi CCMP1516, 414 nucleotides. RefSeq lists its product as hypothetical. Lineage: Eukaryota; Haptophyta; Isochrysidales; Noelaerhabdaceae. The transcript is spliced from 2 exons. The coding region runs from base 1 to 414 and encodes 137 amino acids. The record is from RefSeq and is a predicted model, not a curated record.